Molecule: messenger RNA, 1428 nt
Organism: Syzygium oleosum
Lineage: Eukaryota; Viridiplantae; Streptophyta; Magnoliopsida; Myrtales; Myrtaceae
Exons: 12
Coding region: 82-1212 (376 amino acids)
Biological process (GO): aspartate family amino acid biosynthetic process
Molecular function (GO): aspartate kinase activity; homoserine dehydrogenase activity; NADP binding
Source: RefSeq, a predicted model, not a curated record
UUCAGGUAGAGCAAAACCUAAGCAGUAAGCAGCAGAGAGGUGGAAGAAGGAGAAGGAGAAGGAGAAGAAGGAAGCGUAGAGAUGAAGAAGAUAGCGUUGCUGCUGAUGGGAUGCGGCGGCGUCGGCCGGCACCUCCUCCGCCACAUCGUCUCCUGCCGAUCGCUUCACACCAAUCAGGGAGUGCAUCUACGGGUGGUGGGUGUGUGCGACAGUAAGUCGCUUGUUGUUGCGCCUGAUGCGCACGCGUCGGAGUUGGAUGAUAAGUUCUUGCUGGAAGUUUGCAGGGUAAAGGGGGAUGGUACUUCAUUGUCGAAGCUCAGCGGCUUCGGUGCAUGUCGAGUAUUCGCAAAUUCUGAAUUGACCGCGAAAGUUUUCGACAUUGCGUCUCAUCUCGGUAAAUCAACAGGUUUGGCAGUUGUUGAUUGCUCUGCUAGUUCGGAGACCACAGAGAUCUUAAGUCGUGUGAUUGAUCUUGGAUGUUGCAUUGUCCUGGCAAAUAAAAAGCCUCUUACUUCAACAAUGGAGUAUUACGACAAACUUGUAUCACAACCACGUCGGAUUCGGCAUGAAUCAACUGUAGGGGCGGGCCUUCCCAUCAUAGCAUCAUUGAACCGCAUACUGUCAUCUGGAGAUCCUGUGCAUCGUUUAGUCGGGAGUUUGAGUGGCACAUUAGGAUAUGUUAUGAGUGAGGUCGAAGAUGGAAAGCCAUUGAGUCAAGUGGUGAAAACUGCAAAAAGUUUGGGUUACACUGAGCCAGAUCCACGUGAUGACCUCGGGGGCAUGGAUGUUGCCAGAAAGGCGUUAAUAUUAGCUCGACUGCUUGGAAGGCGAAUCAUGAUGGACAGCAUAAAGGUGGAGAGCUUGUACCCAGAUGAGAUGGAACCUGCUGCGAUGUCUGUCGAUGAAUUUCUUAGCAAAGGGCUUCCUUUACUUGACAAAAGUAUCUGCGAAAGAGUUGCGAAGGCUUCUAUAAGCGGGAAUGUGCUCCGUUAUGUCUGCGUGAUAGAAGGAACAAGGUGUGAAGUUGGAAUUCAAGAGCUCCCAAGAGAUUCUCCCUUGGGGAGGUUGAGAGGAAGUGAUAACGUGCUGGAGGUGUACACCCGGUGCUAUAAUAAACAGCCUUUGGUCAUUCAAGGUGCUGGAGCUGGAAAUGAUACAACCGCAGCCGGUGUCCUCGCUGAUAUUCUGGAUAUUCAGGAUUUAUUUCCUUGAUAGGCAGUCUCUUCUAUUUGGAAAAAGUAAAUUGAUUUUGAGGUGGGAAGUCCAUGAACAAAAGCAGAUCAUUUGACCCAAAUAAGCAGAUGGAAGAGGCUGAUAAGAGUGGGCCUUCUUUUUGCUUGAUAGCGUCCUCAAAGUGGCCGAAGUAUUCUGAACAGUUAGCAUAUAAUUGUGCUUAUAACAUUAGGCUUGAUAACCUAAUUCUCUUCA